UCCAAGCCCCUCUCCUUCCAAAGGUGACCCAGGGACAGAUCUGAAACCAGAGGCACCUCGUAGAAGGACACAAUCCUGUCUCCUUCCUGAGAAAUCCUAAGGCAGAGAUCCCUGAAGAGCAGGGGAUUCAGGCUGCAGGUACCACCACAAGCCCAGCUCUGAGAGCAGAGAGGAGAGCAGAGGCAGAUGCUGUUGGGUGGGAAAGAAACACCACUGGGGUGCAGAGACAGCUCCUCUCUGUUCCAGUGGUGUCAGCACAUAGAAGCAUGGAUGUGCCUUUCUGUGAGCACCUGCUUUUAUCCACAAGUCCAUCCUCAAACUGCUGGGCAAACAAGUCCAAGCAGAUCCAACAGACCUCAGCUUCUGCUCUGCAUUCUCCAGAAGUGCCUUUUGCAGAGGAUCUUCCUGACAAAAAUCGUGUUCUCUUACUAGUUAAACAUUGGGAAUAACUCCCCAUCCUAGACAAACUGUGGUGAAGAUGGAAAUCAACUCAGAUGUUGACUCUGGAGGGAUCCCUGGGGGUACCAGCAGAUGCAUUAAUGGUGCAUUUCUCCAGUGAGCUGGGAUGGGAAGAGCACAGAGCAAAAAAAAAAAGAAGCAGUUCUGCUUUUGUUAACCCAAGCAGAGAGGAGAUGAAGAAACAAUAUCUGGAAGGAUCCAGCCUGGCAGCAAUAUUGCCAUCUGACUCAAAAGAACUCGGAGAUCCACAUAAUCCUCAGGAAAAUUCAUCUCCAGCCUCCCAACAGACCCUGCUGCUUCCAGAAGUCCCCAGAACAGGCUUGGUCUGAGGAUGGGAAGGAUGAUGUCCCUGUCUGAUCCCAGAGGCUGAGAUCUCAAAAACUGGUUUGAAACCAUCAAUUAAGCUUCCUGUUGUCUAUUUCCAAGAUCUGUGGGGGAGGAAACUGAGGCACAGGGAAAGCUGAAGAACCAGAGAGCUGAAGGAACAGAUUGAAACUGCCUCGUGUUCAGCUUCUGUCCCCAAAGAGCCUGGCAUGGAGGGAGAGGAAAAGGAAAUCUGCCGCCAUGUGGAUCCAGGUGCGCACCAUGGACGGGAAGGAGACUCACCGCGUGGAUUCGCUCUCCAAGCUCACCAAGGUGGAAGGGCUCAGGCUACGGAUACACGAGGUUUUCGGGGUCGAACCACACCGGCAACGGUUGUUUUACCGCGGCAAACAGAUGGAGGAUGGUCACUCCCUGUUUGAUUACAGUGUGGGACUGAACGAUAUUGUGCAGCUCUUGGUCAGACAAAGCCCAGCAGUGCUUCCUGCUGUCAGCAAGGAAAAGGAUUCCGAGCUCUCUGACACAGACUCUGGCUGUGGCUCAGGCCAAAGUGAAUCUGACAAAAGCUCCCACAAUGGGGAAGGUGCCAUGGACCUGGAGGGACAGCCCAGCACAGCAGCACAGCCCGACUGGACUGACCCAGGAAUUGGCCUCUAUAAGAUCAAUGACUUGGUUGAUGCUCGAGAUAUGAAUAUGGGAGCGUGGUUUGAGGCCCAGGUUGUAAAUGUAUCCAGAAGAAAACCUACAAAAGACUCAGCUGGCAGCUGCACAGGUUCUGAUCAGCCACCAACCAUUCCUGAAGAAGAUGUAAUAUAUCAUGUGAAAUAUGAAGAUUAUCCAGAGAAUGGAGUUGUACAACUGAAUUCCAAGGACGUGCGGGCUCGUGCACGGACUAUUUUGAAGUGGCACCAGCUGGAGGUAGGACAGGUGGUGAUGGUCAACUAUAAUCCUGAUGAACCCAAAGAGAGAGGUUUUUGGUACGAUGCGGAGAUUCUGCAAAAAAGGGAAACGAAAAUGGUCAAGGAGCUAAAUGCAAAGAUUUUACUUGGGGAUGCUGGUGAUUCCUUGAAUGACUGCAGAAUCAUAUUAGUGGAUGAAAUUUAUAAAAUUGAAGAACCAGGCAGUACUUGUCCACUUACUGCCCGUCCAUUAAAACGACAAAGUGGACCUGUGUGUAAAGCUUGUAAGGACAACCCCAACAAGACCUGCAGAAUUUGUGCUUGCCAUAUCUGUGGAGGUAAACAAGAUCCAGAUAAACAGCUAAUGUGUGAUGAGUGUGAUAUGGCUUUCCACAUCUACUGCCUCAACCCUCCCCUUAGUUGUAUACCAGAUGAUGAGGAUUGGUAUUGCCCCGAGUGUCGGAAUGAUGCAAGUGAGGUGGUUUUAGCAGGAGAGAAAUUAAAAGCAAGUAAAAAGAAACAAAAGAUGGCAUCUGCUAAUUCAUCCUCACGGAGAGACUGGGGCAAGGGCAUGGCAUGUGUUGGUCGAACAAAGGAAUGUACCAUUGUCCCCUCCAACCACUAUGGCCCAAUUCCUGGCAUUCCAGUUGGCACCAUGUGGAAGUUCAGAGUUCAGGUGAGUGAAUCAGGUGUUCACAGGCCCCAUGUGGCAGGUAUCCAUGGCAGAAGUAAUGAUGGUGCCUACUCCUUGGUUCUGGCAGGAGGCUAUGAAGAUGACAUAGAUCAUGGGAAUUCCUUCACAUACACAGGGAGUGGAGGGCGGGAUCUCUCUGGAAACAAGCGCACGGCCGAGCAGUCCUGUGAUCAAAAACUGACCAACAUGAACAGAGCUCUGGCUCUGAACUGCAGUGCCCCCAUCAACGACAAACAUGGAGCUGAAGCCAAGGACUGGAGAGCUGGGAAACCCGUCCGAGUGGUGAGGAACGUGAAAGGAGGCAAACACAGCAAAUAUGCUCCUGUAGAAGGGAACAGAUAUGAUGGAAUAUAUAAGGUUGUGAAAUACUGGCCUGAGACGGGGAAGUCUGGAUUUCUAGUGUGGCGUUACUUGCUGAGGAGGGAUGAUGAAGAACCUGCUCCUUGGACCAAGGAAGGAAAGGACAGGAUGAAAAAGCUUGGCCUAACAAUGCAGUAUCCUGAGGGAUAUUUGGAAGCUGUUGCAAGCAAAGAUAAGGAAAAAGAAAAUGAUGAAGAUGAUGAGGAGUUUGAUACCCCGGGGAAAGGAAAGAGGAAAAGGAAAUUAGCAGGUGGGGAGGAAAAACUCAUUACCUCUUCCACGGGGACUCCAAAGAAAACUAAAGUUGAGCCAUACAAGCUGACAUCUCAGCAAAAAUCUCUUAUCAAAAGUGAUGAAGCCAAUGAAAAAUUGUGGAAUGAAGUACUGGAAGCCCUCAAGGAUGGACCAAAAUUUCUAAACAAAGUGGAAGAGGCCUUCUUGUGUAUUUGCUGCCAGGAGGUCGUGUUUCGGCCAGUCACAACUGUGUGCCAGCACAACGUGUGCAAGGAUUGUUUGGACAGGUCCUUCAAAGCUGAGGUUUACAGCUGCCCAGCCUGUCGCUACAACCUGGGCAAAAAUGACCCCCUGCAGGUGAACGAGACCCUGCAGAGCCUCCUGAGCCAGCUCUUCCCUGGGUACGGCAACGGGCGGUGACUCUGGAAAGCACUUGGAAUUUUCUCCUGUUCAGACUUAUUCAUGGGUUUUCAAUGGGCUUAAUUUAAAAAAAAAAAACAAAACAACAAACCAACAACAAACCAACACAACCAAGUAGUCUGUGUUCUCCCAGUCCCCUAAAAAAAGUUUUCAAGUCUUCCUUGUUUUUAAAAAAAACGAGAAAACUUCCAGGAAUUCCCUUUUUCUGUCCUUGUGGCUUUUGUUUUUCUGCUAAAUACUGAACUCUGCAGAUUCUUAUUUUUCUUUUUUCCUCUCCCAACUCAUCAGCACAGAAUUCUCCUUGUUUUUAAGGGACUUAAAGUGCUUCUAGUGAGGCUGCUAAUGAUUGUGGUUCUCAUGGUUCCCCCUUCCCUUUACCUCCCUUUUUUCUUUUUUUUUUAAUUAUUGGUUUUUAAAUUAAAAAAAAAAAAAGGCCUGGUUGCUAGAACAAUCUUCAGUGUUUGGGGAUUUGGCCAUCAAGGUAGAUUUUUGUACAUCACCUUGGCAGCAUUUUCAUGCUCAAUUUGUACAAGGUAAUUCCUAGCUUUUUUUUUUAUCCACAAGUGGGUGGCUAGGAUUUAUUUUUGAAAAAAAAGCAAAAAAACCCACAAAAAACAAACACACAACAAAAAACCCCCACACCUGUUUUUUAUACAUUUGAUAAACCUAUCAAAAGCCAUUUAGUGCUCAUUUUAUAUAUCAAAAUAAAUAAAAAAUCAAGCUGCUUGCCUGUAGCCAAGGGAUAUGAAGUACUACCUCAGUUGGACUUCUUAUUAGGGAACUAUUUGUUCAGCCAGGUGCUGUUUUCUAUCCAGAAAUGCCAUUGUGGAAUAUUCUAAAGCCAUUCUUUUUAAGUGCCUUUUGUCCUUUUUUUUUUUUUUUUUAAUUUUCCUGAAAGACUGGGCUCUGAACCACCAGAUCUAGAUAUAUAUAUAUUUUUUUUCUCUUUUCAUAAGCACUGAAUUGUUUAAACUUGCCAACCAGAUCCAUAAUUUUGGGGCUAAAAUCUUUAACACUGUGGCUGGAUGUGAUUAGCAUGGAUUUGGAUCAGGUUUCCUCUUAAUUGGUAGGUGUAUUAUGGUAACAUGCCUCUUUUAUUAAUUAGUUUUGCUGCAUUUCUACUUGGAAAUGGGAAAAGAACCAAUUAUGACUUUGUUAUUGAGACUUUGUUAAUUGUACAGGACCCCAAAAAGGUGGGUUUUGUGAAUGGGUUGAAUUUUUCUAACACGACCAAAGUUUGCAGUUUAAUACCUCAGCAGGACAGGGAUGGGUUUUAAUCACACUUCACUGCAGACAGACUGGAACAAAUGUGCCUAUUUGUGGUUUUCUUAACUCUUACCCUUUUUAAAAUUAUAAUGUUAAUAUGUUAGAGAGAAGAAGAAACGUUUUAUAGGGGUUUUUUUGCUGAAUUUGUCCAUUUUUUUUGUACAAUGUGCAAGUUGAAGUUCUCAAAAUAAAUAUCUUUUCAGAUGAAA
Molecule: messenger RNA, 4862 nt
Organism: Apus apus (common swift)
Lineage: Eukaryota; Metazoa; Chordata; Aves; Apodiformes; Apodidae
Gene: UHRF1
Product: ubiquitin like with PHD and ring finger domains 1
Exons: 24
Coding region: 1024-3387 (787 amino acids)
Biological process (GO): negative regulation of gene expression via chromosomal CpG island methylation
Molecular function (GO): ubiquitin protein ligase activity; protein binding
Source: RefSeq, a predicted model, not a curated record